This is a messenger RNA of Paramecium tetraurelia, 684 nucleotides long. RefSeq lists its product as uncharacterized. The record is from RefSeq and is a predicted model, not a curated record. The transcript is spliced from 3 exons. Gene Ontology annotation, molecular function: peptidase activity. Gene Ontology annotation, biological process: proteolysis. NCBI's taxonomy places the organism in Eukaryota, Ciliophora, Oligohymenophorea, Peniculida, Parameciidae.
AUGAAUUUUAGAAAUCGCAUCUUUAAAAUCAAGAUCUCAUCAGUUAUUACUCCAUAAUUGUAACUAUUUCAAAUUUAUUCAAGAGUUGAGAAAGUUGCUGACUCACUAGAUAAAUGGUCCAUUUACAAACCUGAAUGCAUUGCUCUUAUCAUUAAUUCUCUAGGUGGAUCUCUCAUUCAAACUUAAAAUCUAGCCAACCUCAUAAAAAAGUAUAGUCAAACUAAUAAAAUUCCAAUCUACUGUUUUGGAGAAGACAUAGUAAUCAAAAGCGCAUUAGGAUUAUUGACUAUUGGUGAUAAGGCUUAUGUGAAUCCCUAUGCUAUUGUUGGGAAUAUGGGAUAUGCACAGCCUUUUUUUGAUUUAAGAAAACUAGCCUCAAAUUGGCAUAUUUAUUAGAAACAUAUUGUAACAAAUGAGAACAUGAAACUUUUAAAUCCAUUGACUGAAUUAUCUGAAAAAAAUAAAGAAUGGGUAGAACAAUAAAUGAAGAACCAAGAAGCUGAAUUAAUCAAUAUGAUUGAAAUUAAUAGGAAAUUAGAUAAAUCGACAUUUGAAGAUAGAGUAAAAGAAGUUUAUCAUAAUGGAAUCGUUCAGCCAAAUGUAUUAUUAAAACACGGCAUAAUCGACGGUUAUAUAGGCUUUGAUACUAUGAGUUAAGGAAAGAAAGUCCGUAAAUUAAUGUGA